Molecule: messenger RNA, 1645 nt
Organism: Entelurus aequoreus (snake pipefish)
Lineage: Eukaryota; Metazoa; Chordata; Actinopteri; Syngnathiformes; Syngnathidae
Product: zinc finger protein PLAGL2-like
Exons: 2
Coding region: 196-1623 (475 amino acids)
Molecular function (GO): DNA-binding transcription activator activity, RNA polymerase II-specific
Source: RefSeq, a predicted model, not a curated record
AGCGCCGGGAGAGAGAGGGACGACGAGGAAGACGAGGGGGCGAGAGGGAAGGAGUGUUUGGUGUGCGGGGCUCUGUUCGCCUCUCAGGAGAAGCUCCGCCUCCACGCCGCGACGCACGGGGGAGAGAAACCUUUUCACUGCUCGCAGCCCCACUGUGCGAAGGCCUUCAGCUCCAAAUACAAACUCUUCAGGCAUAUGGCCACGCAUUCUCCGCAGAAGACCCACCAGUGCUCGUUUUGCGAGAAGAUGUUCCACCGCAAAGACCACCUGAAGAACCACCUGCAGACCCACGACCCCAACAAGGAGGCCUUCAAGUGCGAGGAGUGCGGCAAGCACUACAACACCAAGCUCGGCUACAAGCGCCACGUGGCCAUGCACUCGGCCACGGCGGGCGACCUCACCUGCAAGGUGUGCAUGCAGCGGUACGAGAGCACGCCCGUCCUGCUGGAGCACCUCAAGAGCCACUCGGGGAAGUCGUCGGGCGGCACCAAGGAGAAGAAGCACCCGUGCGACCACUGCGACCGCCGCUUCUACACGCGGAAGGACGUGCGGCGCCACAUGGUGGUGCACACCGGCCGCAAGGACUUCCUCUGCCAGUACUGCGCCCAGCGCUUCGGCAGGAAGGACCACCUGACGCGCCACGUGAAGAAGAGCCACUCGCAGGAGCUGCUGAAGAUCAAGACGGAGCCGCCGGACAUGCUGGGCCUCCUCACCUCGGGGUCGCCUCCUUGCUCGGUGAAGGAGGAGCUCAGCCCCAUGAUGUGCAGCAUGGCCCCCAACAAGGACCCCAUGAUGGGCAAGCCCUUCCCGAGCGGGGCCCCCUUCCCCAUGGGCGUGUACAACCCCCACCACCUGCAGGCCAUGUCCAACUCCGGGGUGGCCCACCCUCACCCUCACCCUCACCCUCACCCGCCGCUCAUAUCCGCGCCCCUCUCGGCGGCCAUGAGCUGCCACAUGGAACCCACUGGAUCCCUGCACCCGCACUCCCACCACCACCACCACCAUCACCACCACCACCACCACCACCAUUCCCCGCCCCACCAGCAGCAGCAGCAGCACCACCCCCAGCAGGCGCCCAAGUACCAGCUGGGAUCUACCUCAUACCUGCUGGACAAACCCUUGAAGGUGGAGAUGGAGAGCUUCCUCAUGGACCUGCAGAGCGGCCUGCCGGGCCCGGGGCCCUCGGCGGAGCCCCACGCUGCUGUUUCCCCGCCUAAGGACGGACUGGAGCCCCCUGCUGGCCUGACGGAAGAACUGUGCGGCGAUCCCCUGCUGUCCAAGAGCCCCGCGGUGAUCGCCGAGUCUCUGUGUGCUGCUAACGUUGACUUCUCCAGCCUGCUGGGCUUCCUCCCGCUCAACCUGCCCCCCUACAGCGCCCCCAUGAGCGCCGGAGGGCUGGUGAUGGGCUACACCUCGUCGGCGACUCCCUCCUCCUCGUCGUCGUCUUCCUCGACUCUGCACGCCGCCGAGCCGGCGCCUCUUACCUCUUUGCAACCGCAACCUCAGGAGCAGCAGAGCUCCGGCGGGGGCCUGGGUCUCGGACCCCUGCACCCCCUCCCACCAGUGUUCAGCUCCAGCCUCAGCAGCACAACGCUGCCACGCUUCCACCAGGCCUUCCAGUGAGCGCUUUUGCCCCGCGCACGGA